Messenger RNA from Drosophila suzukii, 974 nucleotides. RefSeq lists its product as uncharacterized. The record is from RefSeq and is a predicted model, not a curated record. Lineage: Eukaryota; Metazoa; Arthropoda; Insecta; Diptera; Drosophilidae.
CCCGUUGAGAACUUUACUAUUUUAUUAACCCCCGCCAUAAGAACACAAAAAUUUGAUAUUUUUUCAAUUAGAUAAAGUUUGAACAUUUGCUAAAUUUUAAGUGAUUUUAAAUCUGUGAUCGGGUCACCAUGAGCAUCAUACAGGAGGAUACCAAGGCGAGUGUCCUCAGCGUGGUGAAGCCGCCACCGAGUUGGGUGGAAUGGUGCGAGCGGAAUGCCAAGCCGAUCCAGCGUCGUCUGUACCGGGAGAAGCGCUAUCUGACCAGAUGGCAGACUCCUGGCCCGAUGAAGAAGGCCCACUGGAGGGAUUUCUACGAGUGGGCCGCGACCAGGGCCAUGCCGAAGGAACUGCCGGAGCCGGUCAGGCAGCCCAUACCCUGCUUUCCAAAGUAUUUGCCAUGCGCUAGAAAGCCACGAGUUAUCGAUCCCGAGGAAUUCCAGGAGAAGGUGGCCAAAUUGGCCACGCCACUGGAACGGAAGAUGACACCAAAGCACCAGUACAUCUACCCAGUUCAUCCGUACUCCCCCAUAAUUGUCUGGGGUCAGCCACCCCUGCAUGAUAAGGGACGACCCUUCAAACCCCCGACGAAACCCUGCUGCUUCUUCAACGCGGACAUCGAGGACAAAUGGUGGGCCGAACUGCGUUUUCCCAUCAGAAAAGCCGCUCUCAAGGCCAGGAUAACUCCCCGCAUCCUCAGCCUGUCGAAACCGAAGAUCACUCCGCAAUUCCCACCACAUUGCUAUCAUCCGGAUCAUAUCUACGACGUCCUGACUGUCAAGCCGCCACCGAGGAAGAAGUUCACUCCCCAGGGAUGGCGACUCCACCAGAUCCGAUUGCUAUAUCUCUCCAAGCCGGUGUCUCGACCCGAAUACGAGUAUUUUUAUAUGUGAUUUAGAGUUAUAUGGCGUCCAAAGUAACUGUUUUCAAUGCAAUAUAAUUGCUUAUGAUAAUAAAUAUAUGAUGUGGUAAAGAAA